AUGUCAUACACAUACUGUAGUUCGUCAGCUAGCGGCAGUCCAUCGCCCUCGUCUGAGACGCCCUCCAACAAUACAUCUCCUGCCCACAUCUCCGCACCCCUCAAGCCAUCCAAAGCUUCGGAUGAAACAGAUUCGCAAAGCGCACGUUCACGAGAAACUCCAAACAGAAUGCCAGUAGAUUUACCUCGCGGAGGGUUGACAGGGAGGGGGGGAUGCUGGACAUGUCGCUUGCGAAGAAAGAAAUGUGACGAACAACGAGAGGGCAACUCCUGUCAUACCUGCAAGCGGUUGAGAAUAGAUUGUCUGGGUUGGGGAACAAGGCGCCCUGAAUGGAUGCGCGACAAGAAAGCUGUGGAAGAUUACAAGGCUGGCAUCAAAGCUCAGCUAACACGGGCUGGCCUCAUCCGCGGUCAGCCCAAAUCGUCGAUACUGCAAGCCACUUCAACGGGUCGAUCAUCUACAUCAGCUUCAUCGUCAUCGUCAUCUGUUUUUCCUUCGCGACAGUUUCAGGGAUCUGCAAGUUCUCCAGGGUCUUCUCGAGUCAACGAUUUGGGAAUGCCAGCGUAUGCCGAUCCAUUGGGCGACCCAACUGGAAUGUCCGUGUUUGACGAUGGCUUGCAAAUGGAGCACAUAUUUUAUUACUUUGAGCAUGUUCGGCAGUUGCAGUAUGCGUUUGCUGGCAACUCUGUAGCAAAUAUAACAUAUUCACUUGUAUUACAACACCCACAGGGCCCUGUGGCAAAUGCUAUUUCCGCAUUAGCAUCAUUGCACUUCAGUUUGAUUCGCAUCGCCCACGGUUUCGAGGCACCAAACCCCACCCUGGAGCACUCACCGGCAAUCCGAUUCUAUGAUAGCGCCCACCAACAGAUCUAUAGAAACAAGCAGACAACGCUAAGCGAAUCCGACGCAAAUGCAGCCAUCCACAUGUUAAGCUUCUCGCUCAUGUCAGGUGGAGUGACAGAUUGGCGUCCGAUGUUAGAUAUUGCGAGCGAAUGGCUUGUGAGGACGGGAAUAACAACGAGCGACAACCCCAAGUCGAUGAUGAUAAACAUGAACGAGGCAUCGCAAUUGGCACUGAAAGCCACAAUAUGGUGUGAUAUCAUGUCAACCCUGGCCCUGAAAACGACGCCAAAGCAUCUAACCUUCUAUCGGCGACUGUUCCGCAGAGAAUCGAAUUACUGGGGUUUAACGCAGCAGGGCAUCGGUGACGAAUCAGCCCUUCGUAUGGAUAGCUUAACUGGAUGUCCGGACGAAGUACUUCUCGGUAUCGCGGAGAUAGCAACGCUAUCGUGCUGGAAGACGCAGGAACUUCGUAAAGGUUCUUUGAGCAUGAGAGAGCUCAUCCGGCGAGGGGACGUUAUUGAACGACACCUUCGCACCCAAACAGAGACAGUACUAUCGGCAGAAGGAGACCAGACACCAUUACAUCCUGAAUUAUCAUCAAUGGUUGCUGAGCAUGGCAACGUACAAAAUUCACCUACUGGACACGUGGGCACAUCCCUUCCUGCAGACGACACUCGGAGGAUAGUGGGUGAUAUCUUCCGAGAAGCAACUAUCCUCUACUUGCAGACAGUGCUCAGCGACCCCAAUCCAGGAGUGCCCGAAAUCGUGAAUUCGAUAGAUGUCAUUGUACAAUUGUUGAACCGGCUACCCGUGUCGAAUAUCGACCGCUGCUUAGUGUUUCCCAUAUGUCUGGCUGGGUGUCUCGCGGACGAUCCCAUGAAGCGCGAGUUUCUGAAAUCACGGCUGCAAGGUCAACACAAUGGCUUUGGUAACACCAGUCAGACUAUGCGAGUCAUGCAAACAGCAUGGCAAAAACGGGAUAAUCAAGGGGGAAGAGUCGAAUGGCAAGACCUGCUCCAUAUUCAAGGGCGUUAUUUGCUCCUGCUGGUUUAA
Messenger RNA from Suillus subaureus, 1896 nucleotides. Its product is annotated as fungal-specific transcription factor domain-containing protein. Gene Ontology annotation, biological process: positive regulation of transcription by RNA polymerase II. Gene Ontology annotation, molecular function: zinc ion binding; DNA-binding transcription factor activity, RNA polymerase II-specific; transcription cis-regulatory region binding. The record is from RefSeq and is a predicted model, not a curated record. The transcript is spliced from 8 exons. The coding region runs from base 1 to 1896 and encodes 631 amino acids. Lineage: Eukaryota; Fungi; Basidiomycota; Agaricomycetes; Boletales; Suillaceae. Gene Ontology annotation, cellular component: nucleus.